AUGGGGGCGGCCGCGGCGGCGCGGCACCGCGCGCGGACCCUUCAGGCGGUGUUCGGGGAGUGGCGUGAGCUGGCCGCGGAGACGCACGCGCCGCUGCGGAGGGACGAAGAGGCCGUGUGCGCUGCGGCGCGGCAGCAGCUGGCCCGCAACGUGCGGCGGCGGGCGCUGUGUGCGUGGAGGGACCACGCGGCGGCGCGCAGGGACCUGCGCGCGCGGGAGAGCUACCUGCGCGACACGUGGCGACGUGAGCGGCUGCAGAGGUUGCUGCGGGGCUGGCGGGACGCUGCGGGGACGUCUGCGGCGCGGCGGGAGGUGGUGCGGGGGGUGUGUGUGCGGCGGUGCGCCGAGGGGGCCGCGGAGGUCGCGCGCGCGGCUCUGGGCGCGUGGAGCGCGUGGACCGCGCACGAGCGGGCGCUGCGGACGGCCGCGGCCCGCCACGUGCGCCGGAAGCAGCACGAGCGCGCGGCGUGCGUGCUCGGCGCGUGGGCGGACUGCGCGGCGCGCGCGCGGGCGAACGAGGCGUCGCUCGCGAGGCACCUCGAGGCGCGACGGCUGCGGACGCUGCGCGCGUGCGUCGAGCGCUGGCGCGAUGAGGCGCGUGCGAAUGCGCGGCUGCAGCAGCUGGGGCGCGCCGCCGUGGCCGCGCGCGACAGACGCGUGCGGGCGCGGUGUCUGGGGGCGUGGCGGCUGCUGGCGAGCGACGCGGCAACGGCGACGGCGGCGCAGGAGGCGUCGUCGCUCGCGUCGCGGCUGGCGCAGACGGAGGCGGAGCGCGACGCAGCGCGGAGCGCGUCGCAGGCGGCGACGACGCGCGCCGCGGAGGCGGAGGCGACGGCGGUGCUUGGCGCAGCGCUGGCGCCCUCGGCGUCGCUGCUGGGCACGUCGCUGCGCUGGCGGCGGUUGCGCGCGGAGGGCGAGGAGCCCACGGCACGCGAGAGGCUCACGUGCGCGUGGCUGCCGCUCAAGCCCGGCACCGAGGGCGACGGCGCGGCCGCGGCGCCAGCGCUGCGCUCCGAGUCGGUCAGCGGCGGGUGCACCGUCGUCAGGGAGUGGCGGCGUCGGGCCAUGGGGCACGCGGUCCUGUUUGGCGGCAUGACGCAGCAGACGUGGCUGACGGACGUGUGGCUGCUGCGCUGGCAGCCCGUGGCGACCGUCGAGGUCACGACGGUCGACUCGGGCGCCGCACCGGCUGUGGGGCCCGCGGACGGCCCCGUGCGCGCCUCCGUGGACCUGACGCUGGCCGGGGGCGCGCUGGACGCCGACGCGCCGGGGGGGGAGUGGGUCUGGCGGCGCGCCGCGGUCCACGGCGAGGCACCUGUCGCCCGGCGGGACCACGCGUCGUGCGCUGUCGGGGCCGACACCGUGCUGGUCGUGGGCGGCUUUGACGGGACGCGGGAACGGAACGACAGCUUCCUGCUGCACAUCGCGGAGCACGCGGACGGUGCGAGCGAGCCGACUGCAACGUGGGAGGAGGUCCCGAUGCAGGGCAUUGCCGGGCGGGCGGGCCACGGGGUGUGUUUUGACGUCAGGUCGGGCGUGGCGGUGAUGUUCGGGGGGUACUGCAGCCGCGGGGGCGCCGUGCACGGCCCGGACGGCGUGCACGGCCACCUCAACGACACGGCCGUGUACACGCCCGCGCACCGGCGGUGGUGGCGGCCCGACAUCCGCGGGGACCCCCCCCCGCACCGACGCGGGCACGCCAUGGCAGCGGGGAACGGGCGGGUGUUCCUGCACGGCGGCUUCAACGGCCGCGAGCACCUCUCGGACAUGCACGUCCUCGACACCGAGUCGUGGCAGUGGUCCCGCGUCGACCCGCGUGGACCGUCGCCCCCCCCGCGCCGGCAGCAUGCGCUGGUCCUGGUCGGGCGGCACGUGCUGCUGUACGGCGGGUACGACGGUCAGAGCUACCUGAACGACGUGUGGGCGUUCGACACGCGGCACGGCAUGUGGCGGCCGCUGGAUGUGGAGGCGCCGCCGUCGGAGUGCCCGCAGCCCCGCGCAGCGCAUGCGGCCGCGCUUGUGGGCCGCAGGAUCCUCGUCGCUGGCGGCAUCGGCUCCAGCGGAUCCGUGCCAGGCUGCCACGUCAUCGAAAGCGACGCCGUCGAGGCUGGUGCGCAGCUCACCGCUCGCGCGGUCGCCACCGCAGCUGAGGCCCAGCAGAUCAAGGAGCGGCUCAUCAACGCCGUCGGGGAGCAGCGCGGCACCCGUGAGAAGGCGCGCGCCCUGGAGAAGGACGCCGAGCGGUCGAAGAAGAUGCACGAGCGCGCGGUGCAGUCCGGAGGGGAGGCCAUCAAGGCCGCGCGCAUCCUGCGGCAGAAGCUCGCGGACGAGCGCGCGGAGGCGGCGCGGCUGCGUGCGGCGGCGGAGGCGGCGACGCGGCGCGCCGAGAAGCUGCGCAGGCGCCUCGCGGCGGCGUACAACGGCGUCGGCGAGCUCAACGCGGCCGCGGCCGAGGCUCUCGGGCAGCUCGCGCACCUCCAGGCGCAGGCCGACCACUGGCGGCGGGCCGCGGAGGCGCUGCAGGCAGACACGGAGGCAGCGCGCGCCGCCGAGGCGCUGUCCACGCAGCGCUGCUCGGACCUCACCCUGCGGCUGUCGCACGCGGAGCAGGCGUGCGAGGAGGCGCGUGCGUCGCUCGAGGCCCUCCCGGGCGUCGUGCAGAGCGUGCGCGACGAAAUGCAAGCGCACCACGACAGGGAGUUCGGCGCGGCGCGCGAGGCGUGGCGCGCAGGCACGCGGCGGCUGCAGUCGCAAAUCAGCGCCGCGGAGGCCGAGCUCGCCGCUGAGCAGCAGCGCGCGCGCGAGCUGGCCGCGGAGGCGGACGCGCUGCGCGCGACAGCGGCGCAGGCGCGUGCGGAGGCGAUCGAGGCGCGGGCGAGGGCCGCGGCGAGCGGUGCGCCCGCGGAGGCCGAGGUGCGGCGGCAGACGGCGCGCGCGGCGCAGCUGGAGCGCGAGCUCGCGGCGGCGGAGGAGGGAGUGCGCGACGCACGGCGCGCUGCUGCCGCGGCAGACGACCGCGCCGCUGCCGCCCGGGAGCGGAUCACGGAGCUGCGGGCUGAGCUGGCGGCGGCUGAGGGCCGGCGCGGUGAGCUCGAGGAGGCGUACGCGCGGCUGGAGGCGGAGAAGAGGGCUGCUGAGGCGCUGCGGACGGAGGCGACGAAGCGGGCGGCGGAGAUGCGGGGCGCGCUCACGGCUGACAUCGAGCGGCUGGAGGUGGCGCUGGCGCGCGAGCGCGCGCGGCUGGCGGAUCUGGCGACGUCGCGGGCCGCGACGGCUGCCGCAGGGGAUGCGAUGGCAGGUGGAGGGCGCGCUGGGUCGCCCCCGGGCACGCCGAGCAGCGGGCGAGUGCGGCGUGCGGCGGAGAGGCUGCAGCGCGAGGUGCGAGCGACGGGCGCGGACGCGCCUGGGUCGGACUCGGACGACAACGUGUCAGCGCUGGAUGACCCCCCCACACAGUCGAGUCUCGAGAGCGAGCGCGAGCCCGGCGGGGACGCGUCAGGCGCCGAGGAGAGCGGCAUUGCGCUGGACACGAGCGGGCCGGAUGACUGGUCCCGGGAGCUGGAGGAGAUGGGGUUGGGGCGCAGGGGCGGCACCGAGGUGGGGCGCUUGCGGGAGCUGGAACGCGAGCUGCUGGGCCUCGACGCGGGGGCGAGCACGGACGGCGGCGACGCGGGCUAG
This is a messenger RNA of Pedinophyceae sp. YPF-701, 3678 nucleotides long. The record is from the annotation of a GenBank genome assembly. NCBI's taxonomy places the organism in Eukaryota, Viridiplantae, Chlorophyta, Pedinophyceae.